CAGUCCACCCGCCGUAAUCUCCAAAGUCCAAACGCUGCCCCCACCCUCUCGGCCUCCGCCACCGCCGCGGUCCUUCCCUCCCCUGCCCACCGAGUAGAUUUGAGGAUCUCCAGCUUUUUGAGGACAAUCCAGUUUUCGUCGAAGUUCAAAAUGACGGUGGUGGAGGCGGGGGAAGUGUUGAACUUGAAGGUGGGCGAGAACCCUCUACUGGAGGAUGAGGCCAAGACGGGGUACGUCUCGCCCGACGACCAAGACGGGGAGACCGCCAGCGAAAAACCCAGCGGCGCGCCCCAGCUGAAGAAGGGCCCCUGGAGUCCCGAUGAAGAUAAGCUUCUCAAAAAUUAUGUCGAGGCACACGGCGAGGGGAAAUGGAACAAGGUGCAGCGCAACUCCGGGCUCAAUCGCUGUGGCAAGAGCUGCCGCCUCCGCUGGACCAACCACCUCAGGCCCGAUCUCAAGAAAGGGUCUUUCGACAAUGAGGAGAUCGACAAGAUUUUGAAGUUUUACCUCAAGUGGGGCCCCAAGUGGGCCAAGAUAGCCUCGCGAUUGCCUGGUCGCACAGAUAAUGAAAUAAAAAACUUUUGGAAUACCAGAAUAAAGAAGACUGAGAAACAGGGUUUGCCUAUCUAUCCGGAACAUGUGCUUUCUCAGGUUAAGCAACCGCAACAAGACAUGAACUGUGAAACUCCUGGAUUGUCACAUGGCAAGAAACGGAUAAGAGAGAUUGAGAUUCAUGAUCUUAUGGAUGUCAAAAUCUUAUUUCAGCACCUUGACUAUCAUAAGGAUCUAGUGGUUCCAACAAAACCUUUGAAACGCCGUGCAUCUAUUGGUAGUCUGAAAAUUUCUGGUGAGACUAAGGAAACCUAUUGUUCCACUGAUUUGAACUAUGUAUUGGCAAGGAGUGAGUCGGUGCCUACUGGUAGUGCCAUUGCCAGUGGUUAUCCAGUCGAGCUCCCUUCAGUCCAAAGUUCCAGCUCUACCCUAAGUAAUGACUGGUUGCUUCAAUGUGUUUCGGCUUCUGUCGAACAACAGAUUCAUAGCUCCAUUCAAUCUACAGAAACCAUUUCAUCGCAAACCACUGGCCUGCUCCCCACAAUGUCUGAAAUAUCUUUUGAAACACUGAUUCCAAUGGUAUACCCUAUGAUUCAUUCUUUUGGCUACUCUGAACAUGAAAGCUCUCCGAAUACUGAUAUUCAAGCUGCAAACUUAUCUUUAGGUUCAGAUGAUGUUAGCCAGUAUUAUCAAGUUGCUAGUUUUUUUGAUCCUGGGGUCCCUGAUACAGAGCUAGGGGCAAGUUUCUUCAAUGACACACCACCAGAAACAAGUUUUUUGAACCAACAGAAGCAAGUAUCUUGAAUGGUACACCACCAGAAGCAAGUAUCUUGAAUGAUAUAGCACUAGAAGCAAGUUUCUUGAAUGGUACACAACUAGAAGCAAGUUUCUUGAAUGGUACACAACUAGAAGCAAGUUUCUUGAAUGAUAAUUCGAAGGACCAUUCACAUCUUUACUGUCAGGAGCCUAAGCCUGAUUGAUGGAGGCCAAUGGUUUGAUCUGUGUCGCAAGCCCAGGUCCGUGAGCAGCAGUUCUCCGUUGCACAAUCAGGGUCAGUGCGACAACCAUGAUUAGAUACUCUUGUCUUCCUAGCAUUUUGUUAAGGUCACAGAGCCUUGUGUUGUUUCAGGCAGUUUGUGUAUAAAGACAUACCUUGAGUGCUUGAACUUCAUAUUCAUUUAUUUUGAUGUGCUGCGACCAUCUGAACUGAAAUUUCGUUCUUUGAUGUGAUGUGAUUUAUCGGGA
Zea mays is the source of this 1797-nucleotide messenger RNA. RefSeq names its product transcription factor MYB3R-2. Bases 151 to 1356 code for a protein of 401 amino acids. The transcript has 4 exons. NCBI's taxonomy places the organism in Eukaryota, Viridiplantae, Streptophyta, Magnoliopsida, Poales, Poaceae. The record is from RefSeq and is a predicted model, not a curated record.